Molecule: messenger RNA, 3183 nt
Organism: Nematolebias whitei (Rio pearlfish)
Lineage: Eukaryota; Metazoa; Chordata; Actinopteri; Cyprinodontiformes; Rivulidae
Gene: lrfn1
Product: leucine rich repeat and fibronectin type III domain containing 1
Exons: 3
Coding region: 45-2321 (758 amino acids)
Molecular function (GO): protein binding
Source: RefSeq, a predicted model, not a curated record
AUGAUGGAGACUUGAUAUCAGGGCCUGGAGAAAAACAAUCGACAAUGGACCGGCUGGUUCUGUGCGUGCUGCUGUGUGCAGCUUUGGUGAAGGUAUUCAUCUGCCCUGGCCACUGCAUCUGCCAGCACCUCUCCCCGACCCUGACUCUGCUUUGUGCAAAGAAGGGCUUGCUAUUUGUGCCCCCCACCAUUGACCGCAAGACCGUUGAGCUGCGACUUACGGACAACUUCAUCACCAUCAUCCGCAAGAAAGACUUUCUCAACAUGACCAGUUUGGUCCACCUCACUUUGUCCCGCAACACUAUCAGUCAGAUUGUACCCAAUGCCUUUGUGGGCCUGCGCUCACUACGGGCACUCCACAUGGAUGGGAACCGGCUCAGUGUUAUAAAAAGUGACCACUUUAAGGGACUCAUCAACCUACGGCACCUCAUCCUGGGAAACAACCAGAUCCACCAAGUGGCUCCUACUUCUUUUGAUGAGUUUGUUUCCACUAUUGAGGACCUGGAUUUUUCUAACAAUAACUUACGCAGCCUUCCCUGGGAAGCUAUAGCCAGAAUGGCCAACAUUAACACACUCACUUUAGACCACAACUUGAUUGAUCACAUUGAAGCGGGAACUUUUACACUGCUCAGUAAGCUAGUCCGCCUGGACAUGACGUCCAACAGGCUGCAGAAGCUGCCGCCAGACAGCCUGUUCCAGCACGCUCAGGUUCUCUCUGACGCCAAGGGCUCCAGCUCAUCCACUCUGGCCGUGAGUUUUGGCGGGAACCCACUUCAUUGUAACUGUGAGCUGCUGUGGCUGCGCAGGCUGACAAGAGAGGAUGAUUUGGAGACCUGUGCGUCACCAGAACAUCUCAUGGACAAAUACUUCUGGUCAAUCCAGGAGGAGGAGUUCAUCUGUGAACCCCCCUUGAUCACAAAACAUGUUGCCUCUAAGCCCUAUGUGAUGGAGGGCCAAGGUGUGACUUUAAAAUGCAAAGCUGUGGGUGAUCCAGACCCGGAUAUUCACUGGCGGUCACCAGACGGCAAGCUGGUGCACAACAACUCCCGCACCAUCCUGUAUGAUAAUGGCACCCUUGAUAUUCUCAUCACCACAUUGAAGGACAGCGGGGCAUUUAACUGUGUGGCAUCCAAUGCUGCAGGCAUCGCCACGUCUGCUGUUGAGAUCAACAUGAUCCCCUUGCCCUUGUUUGUUAACAACACGGGCCACAUGCGUGAGGACCCGGGCCUCUCAGACAUCACCACCUCCACCAAGUCUGGCAAUGACACAAAAGGAUAUGACAAGCAGGACAGAAGGGUGGUGGUCACUGAGCUGACCUCCUCCUCGGCUGUGAUCCGCUGGCCAUCCGAGCGCCACAUCCCUGGGAUCAGGAUGUACCAAAUACAGUACAACAGCACAGCGGAUGAUACUUUGGUGUACAGAAUGAUUCCAUCAACCAGCAAGAACUUCUUAAUCAACGAUCUGGCUGCCGGACGGGAGUACGACCUCUGCGUACUGGCGGUGUAUGACGAUGGCAUCACAUCGUUAACGGCCACACGCGUGGUCGGCUGCGUGCAGUUCCACACGGCCAGUGAGGUCAGCCAGUGCCGGUUCAUGCACAGCCAGUUUCUGGGUGGCACCAUGAUCAUAAUCAUCGGCGGCAUCAUAGUUGCCUCGGUGCUGGUGUUCAUCGUCAUCCUGAUGAUCCGCUACAAGGCCUACAGCAGCCCGGUUGAAGGCAAACUUAAAGUCAGCUCCAGCAUGCACUCGCAGACCAACGGCAGCCAGCAGCGGCUCCAGCGCUCCGCGUCCAGGCUGCCGCAAUCUGACGAGGAGCAGCGGGUGGCUCAGGCGCCCAAAGAGUGCAUGGCUCUGGUGCUUAGGGUGGACAAUGAGAAGAAGGAGAACCCAGCAGCCACCACUGCUGUCCUAGAGGUAGAACUGCCUCCAAAUGUGGAUAAGAUGAUGAGAAGAAGCAGCUUGGAUGCCCAUUGCUCAGGGCCCCCGUCUGAGGACACGCAGACAGACAGUAGCCUGACGGGCUCCACCAUGUCCUUGUGCCUCAUAGGCUCCACUGCUGGCUCCAAGGAGGCUCCCAGGAUAAAGGACAAGAAAAGUGCUCUGGCCAACAUGGGGUUACUUCCUAAUGAGCUGGCACGAACUAGGCACAGAUUCUCAUUUGACGGGGGGGAUUACUCCAUAUUUCAGAGUCAUAGUUACCCACGCAGAGCGAGGACGAGGUGGCACAAGUCCACCAACCAGCUCAACAUGGAGUCGUCACCGCUCGCCAACAGGAGAGUUACAUUCAGCAGCACUGAGUGGAUGCUUGAGAGCACAGUCUGAGGAAAACAUUGUAGCAAAAAAAAUUAUCUCAGCCACUCACUAACAUGUAAAAAAAACCACACAAUGCCAUAAAACACUCCUGCACACAGCAGAUGAUUCAAAGCAAGCACAUUUACAGACACAUGCUAACUCUCUGUGAGUUGCUGGAGAAGAACAGUGUCCUUUCAUCCUGCCUCUCCCUCGUCAUGUUUCCCGAAAGAUUUGUCGGCCAUGUCCUGUCUUUAUGCAGCGGUGCCUUAUUCUUUAAAUGUAUGAAUGGAGGAUGCUGCUCACUGUAGUCUUAAAUCUUUCUCGUUGUCAUUGCCUCGCACUCUGGUCAUGGGAAAAGCAUUUACUUUUUGGGCUUUUUUUUUAAAUUUUCACUGUUUUCUGUGGCUCGCCAAGGGGAGAAUCAUGUGGCACUUGGAUGUGACUGUUUAAUUGUUAAAUAAAAAAAAGAGAAAAAAAUACAAUAAAAAUAAUAAUUUAAAAAAUAAUUAAAAAAAAACUUCAUCAAGCAGUAACUGUAACGUGAACAGCCAGGUAUCCUGUUAUGUCAAUCAUGUUUUUAGUUCUUUCAAAGAAAAGAAAAAAAAAUUUGCACAGAAGACACGAGAUACAAAGGACAAGUAUCACCACCAGUCUAUACAAUAAUAAUAAAAAAAACAACGUUUUCGACGCUGAUUUCUAACGUUUAACGGAAGAUGGGCGAUGGAUACCUGCUGUGGAUUCCUCUCUGACAGUCAGACUGUAUGAUGUUGAAUAUUGUUCCAGAUGUGACUGUAUAUUAAUCAGUACUGUAUCUGGCUGGUCUAGAUAAAAGGCAACAAACAAAAAAGACAUAUAUAAGUAUAUUAAAACAUUGGUGUAUGUGUACUAACUA